AUGGCGAGCGGUGCCCUGCCCAGCAGCGCCGAUGCCCGGGCUGGGUGGCGGCAGCCGCCGGCUGCUACUCUGGAUCUUCUCCAGCUGUGUUGCAAACAUUCCUCCCGGCCCGCGUGUCCCCCGCCCACUCCAGGGGACGCCGCGGCAGCCAGCAGCUCAGCCCAUCAGUCAGCACCCCCUCCCCGUGCCACGCUUGGGGCUUAUGCAACGGACAAGCUCUGUGCGGUGCACAGGCGUUCAGCGCUAGCCUCCGGAGCGGCUGGCACAGAGCGAGGGAGCAGCUUUCAACUGUGUCACACUCACAUCAGAAAGCCAGCUCCCGCUUUCAGCAUUGCCUUGGCACUUUCGGGUGAGGAACAGCAAAAUCCGUUUGUCGGGACGAUCGUGGCAGCCGGCGCCUGGACGCUUAGUCCAAGCGAUCCUCCACAAGACAGAAAGGCACAAAGCAGCAGCGCAGUCUACGCCAUUGAACUUGUUGGUUCCCACUCUGUUCGGGUAGGGGUCUUUGGAUCCAGCUUCUGGAAUCAGACGUCUCAGGUGCGAGCAGCUUGGCCGACGGAACCCAUCUCUGCUGCCUGUCACACUCUGGAGCCUGGUGAUUGGGUCUACCUGCGGCACCACCUUCGGAAGCAUGCCUUGGAACCCCAGUGGAAGGGUCCAUACCAGGUACUGCUCACCACCCAGACAGCAGUGAAAUUAUCCGGCAUCGCUGCAUGGAUCCACGCCUCACAGUGUAAGCCAGCGCCACCUCAAGGGGACCAAGCACCUCUGCAAGACCACGCAGAACCAGCUUCAACCCCAGAAGACAGAGGAACAGCCUGCAAUACCUUACAAUCUGCACUCUCGUAAGGGUUGCCAGAAGCAGAGGGUAAGCAGACAGCAGGACCCAAAAAACAAGAAGCAGUAGUGAGCCUAGCGCCUGCUGCCUGGUGGACGUAAAACCGUGACUGCGGUUCCCUCGAAAGGGGUUGUCGGAACCAGAAAGGGUCCUGCUUCCAACAUGUGUCCUAUGAGAAGCUUAAUCCUCAGCUACUGUGUCCUGAGGGUCUGGGGAAUCCAGAGUGACAGUGACAAUUCUUUCAUCCAACAACAGGUGCAGAUAGCCCAGAUCCUGAAUAUUUCUAAUUGCUGGGUCUGCAGCCACAUCCCAGCUCACUCACAAGCUAGUAUCCCCACUAUGGCAAUCCCUUUGAAUUCCUCAGAGCUUGCUGGAGAACCCUAUCCGCUUAAAAGGACAUGGAAGGAGAAUGACACUUGGGGGCUGGGAAAAACAUAUGUUCCUAAACUUAUAAGUGUGGUGAAAGGAAAGGGCCACUGGUGCUGGGUGUAUAAUGGGACAGGGCUGAAUCUAGGGAGGAGCAGCUGUCUCCACUACAUCGUGUCCCAUGGUGUAUGGGACUAUUCAAACAAGGUUGGAGAAUGGCGAACCGGGUAUGGAAAGAUAAGCUUCCUCUCAACCUGGGACCAAACCAAAGAUUCAAUCUCUUGCUCCCCCUACAGCCUCCCUGAGAAAAAACAGCACCAUCUACAAAUGUCAUGUGAAUGCUACCUCUUCUCCCAGUGAAAGUCAUCCUGUGCCCUUUGGGGGAUACUAUUCCUCCUUCGUAAAUUCUUACAUGUCAAAGGGUUGCAGUCAACCCUUCCCAGCUUUAAUGGACAUCAUUGGGUUUGUGGGGAAAAUGCUUACACUGUGUUACCAGCAAAUUGGUCAGGUAUCUGUUAUCCUGCUCAGCUUUUCCCACAAUUCCAGGUGCUUCAAUCCCUCCCACGAAAUCGCCUCCGUAAUUUCAGGCGAAAAAGGAGGGACUUGCCAGAUGCUAAAUGGUAUGUGGAUAACAUAAGCCCCCUAACUUGGGAAGAAGCUGUUGGCAUUUCUUUAGUCCCAGUAGGGGGGGUAAUCCACCACGCAAAAGGCUUUUAAGGUUACAAGCGGUGGUUGAGAUCAUGGCCAAUGAAACAGGAGAGAGCUUAAAAGCUCUAGCCAAAGAAGCAGGAGCGGUCCGACAAGUGGCCCUCCAAAACCGUUGGGCAUUAGAUAUAAUACUGGCAGCCAAAGGAGGGACCUGUCCUCUAAUUGGAGCAGAAUGCUGUGUAUACAUACGAUUUAUUACCUCAUUAGUAUUAUCAGGUAAUAAAUCGUGCUAGCUAUCUGGAGCAAAUUGCAUACCUUCCCCACGAAGAACCAAGUUCCUUGUGGAAAAAGAUAAGUAACUUAUUCAAUUUCUCUAGUCUGGGAAACUGGUUGUUUCAAGGAAUCCUGACUAUCCUAUUUGGAAUUCUAAUAAUCUUUAUGUGUUUUCAAUUGAUUUCUUGUUGUAUCCAAAACUGCACAAGAGACACCAUCCAUCAGGUUACCCCUAACCAGAGUGCUAAUCUAAUGUUGUUAAAUGUCACCAGUGAAAGUAAUGAAAAAGAACGAUUGAUGCAUGGAAUCCAGUAAGUCAUUGGUCAUGGGCGUAGCCUUGACCAAAAGGGGGGGAUUGUGGAAGUAUACCAUUGUAUAAGGGGACAUGCUGGAUACAUUGUAUAUGAGAGGGCAUGCCAAAACAUGUUACAAGGUAUCUGAGGGAGCACAUGUAGGGACAGUUAGCUUUUGAAUGGAGAAGCAAUUAAGAUAGAGCCAGCACGUCUAAGAAGCAGGUAUCAGAAUGGAAGGUGUGAAGGGCAAUUAGUUAAGUUAACUGGAAGCUGUUAAAGGAGAUUGUUAAGAUAUGUGACUGGUCUCAGGGAUCUCGAAGGGUGGUGACAAAUUUUUCUUUUUUGUCUGUAACUUUUCUCCAAAAAACUGUGUAAAUUAAGAGACAAGCCCCACUCGGGGGGCUCACUUCUAAAUGUAUUAGAGCAGCUUUGCUAAUAAAACAGAGUGGUCUGAUAAAUUGUGAGUCUGAGUCAAACUUUGACAAUUGAAGCACAGAAAGAGGUAUAGGGCAUCUGUCUUAAGGAGAAAUAGCUUGAUUAGUUAUCUCUUGGUGGUGUCCACUACCUUUCUCCUGCUAGUUUCAAAUCUGUUCAGUGAAAGGAUUCUUCUGCUUUUCUGGCUUCCCUUCUUCUUUGGGGGAGUUAAGAGUUCAAGGAAGGAGAUGAAGAUCUGGAGAGCUUUAGGCCAGGUGGAUGGGAUGGUGGUGAGACUGCAGCUUUGGCCCUUCUCACCCAACAUAUAACUGGAGAAGUGCAAGGAAACAUCACUAUGAAAGGACAGAUCUUCUACUUAGGAGGGAGUCAGAAAGGAUGCCACAUUGCUCACCGAGUGACUCAAUUAUCCACCAAAGAGCAUAGGAUGCAACACCGGAGCGUUUACCUCUUUAGAAGCAGCUUGGUCCAAUGGGAUUUUUGGCCAUACACCUUAAAGAAUAAUUGAUGGGCAAGUACAUCCUGGUUUGCUAAAGUCACAAGAGCAGAAUGGGCUGAGUGGUCUUAUCAGAUGUCUCCAGAGGAGAUUAAGCUGAUGUGUGGGGAAGCAGAGCUUCCCCACAAGCCCUCCAGACUCCGAUUCCCCUACCCAUUGGAAAGCAAGGGUCUGUGGGCUGGGAGUAAUCAUAGCACAGCUCCUCUUAG
Caretta caretta (loggerhead turtle) is the source of this 3555-nucleotide messenger RNA. RefSeq lists its product as uncharacterized. NCBI's taxonomy places the organism in Eukaryota, Metazoa, Chordata, Testudines, Cheloniidae. The record is from RefSeq and is a predicted model, not a curated record.